AUGGCCGAUCUACUCUUCACAACUGGUUGUCCUGUCAUAGCUGUUGUACGCAUCACCGGGACAUGGGUUCUGGGUGCAUUCUUCUGUCACACUCUCGUCUAUCUGGAAUUUGUUUGUAUGUUUGCUGUCAUUUGGACGAUGACCGUUAUCAGCAUUGACCGUUUCAUUUGCAUUGUAAAGCCGAACAACUGUCGGAUAUCACUGAAAAUGGCGAUUGCAAUCGUCAUCGUUAUUUGGCUGUUUGCCUUCACGAGCUCUAUUCCCAUGGCAGCGUUUUUCAAUGUCAAAUCUUUCUCCGUGGACAACUCGACUAUAAAGAUCUGCACGUUGGUCUGGCCGCAAAGCACCACAGUGCAUGUAUCAGUUAUAUUUGUUUCUUGUCUUUUUUUGAUAGGCUUCGUGGUGCCUCUGAGCAUCCUGAGCCAUAACUAUUACCGCGUCUUCCGUACGUUUUGGAAAUCGAAGAAGACGAUUCACCGCAAAGAGAGCAGAGCAAGCCAGAAUGUCGAGGAUCUAAUAAAAUGCACGUCAUCUGGAACCAAAAGGCGCAGUGCCCGUAGUUACCGCGUGAUUAGAAUCCUUGUGCUCCUUGUACUUCUUUUCUUUCUCAUGUGGCUGCCCAUCUUCAUCGCUUUUAUCGGUGUCCAGUACGACGGCUCUUACGAGUACUUCAAAAUGCAUUCCUGGAUGUUAAUGACGUGCGCCUAUUUUGCAUUCGGAAACGCUUGCGUUAAUCCGUUUGUUUACGUCUUCAUCAACGAACGAUUCCGUCUGAAUAUUCUCCCGUGUAGGAAAACCCGGAAUGGUCAGCCCAAAAGUGAAGAACUUGGUUCUUUUACUGGGUCUGCUUCCUGA
Molecule: messenger RNA, 855 nt
Organism: Acanthosepion pharaonis
Lineage: Eukaryota; Metazoa; Mollusca; Cephalopoda; Sepiida; Sepiidae
Source: the annotation of a GenBank genome assembly